AUGUUAAAAGAAGUCUUCUCUCUUGUUCUGUCUUUGUACACUUUGUUGUAUCAGACCAUCGUUCCCUGCUUGGAGCCUGAGAUGCUGUCUGUGAACGCGAUCGACCGGCAGAAGCAUCUAGGGACAUGGUACUUUAAAGCAGCAGUCAGUCACAGAGAGGCGGACAUCCAGAAGUUCAGAGUGCUGGACAACAUUGUGUUCACUAUGGAGGAAAGAGAAAACGACACACUGCUGCUGACUGGACACAUGCGCAUGGGGGAUAACUGCAUAAAGCAGACCUGGACCUAUCAUAUAAAUCUUGAGAGCAAUGAUUUGGAACUGGAAGGAAGGCCACAGCGCAAGAACCUACUAUGGAGUGGCAAGUGGGCCGAAUGCUCUGAAUGCAUCAUUUUCCAGGAAAUAGAGCCUCCACUAGACAAGGAGAAAGGAACGGAAGACUCCCUCCAUAGACACAUGCUGUAUGCUCGCAGCAGUAAUAGCUCUGACAUGGUGGCAACAUUUCUGAAAAAUGCAGCCUGUAAUAACAUGCAGGCGAGCGUCACACCACGUCAAGAGAAAGGUUACUGUUGGAUCCACUGGCAUCCUCAAUGA
Molecule: messenger RNA, 591 nt
Organism: Pelmatolapia mariae (spotted tilapia)
Lineage: Eukaryota; Metazoa; Chordata; Actinopteri; Cichliformes; Cichlidae
Gene: apom
Product: apolipoprotein M
Exons: 6
Coding region: 1-591 (196 amino acids)
Biological process (GO): high-density lipoprotein particle assembly; high-density lipoprotein particle remodeling; high-density lipoprotein particle clearance
Cellular component (GO): low-density lipoprotein particle; very-low-density lipoprotein particle; high-density lipoprotein particle
Molecular function (GO): lipid carrier activity; phospholipid binding
Source: RefSeq, a predicted model, not a curated record